Oryzias latipes (Japanese medaka) is the source of this 3890-nucleotide messenger RNA. It is a transcript of the gene grm8b, whose product is annotated as glutamate receptor, metabotropic 8b. Gene Ontology annotation, molecular function: G protein-coupled receptor activity. The record is from RefSeq and is a predicted model, not a curated record. Gene Ontology annotation, biological process: G protein-coupled receptor signaling pathway. Gene Ontology annotation, cellular component: membrane. Lineage: Eukaryota; Metazoa; Chordata; Actinopteri; Beloniformes; Adrianichthyidae.
GUUUCAUGAAGCUCGUGAAGAAUCGAUAUAUUUCAGCUUUUAUACCGAAACAAUGGAUACUUGGAAACUUUUGUAGACUUUAUAAGGAGUGUUAAACAUGAACGAAGGGCACCAACUGCCUCAACAUAAAGCAGCCAAUCCCCCUUUUUUGUUUCUUUGGAUGAGCACAGACUCGUGCACUGGUGUCUAGGCGCGUGCGCGAUGCCGCAUCUGGAGGCAGAAAUCCUGUCCUGUCAGAUGAACACGGAGGCUGCGCUGCGCUUUCUGUUCUUUCCGCAAGAAGCCCGGAUUGCGCGCUCUCUGCGCAGACCUGAAUGGAAACCUGAACUUUGAAACCUGACACUCAGCUGCUUCCCUGGACGCAGGACAGCCGCGCCGUGCCGUGCCGUGCCGUGCCGCGCUUUCCAGGGCUGUGUGAAACAGCGAAGCUGCAGUCUUCAAAGCAGAAUCGGGGGACCUGGUCAUGGGCAAAAAAAGAAACUAUUUUGCGUCCUUCAAGGACUACAUUCUCAGCAUCUGAUCUAUGGAAUAAUUGAAAGUAUCAACUGGAGAUUUUCUCUGUUUAACAAGAAACGGUGACUCAGGAAAUCCCCAGUUAGUGCUCACAGAAGGGCCCAUGCUGUGGUCAACUUGGCCCUGGACAUCAAAAGAAUCAAUGGUUUGGCUCAUCUUGCAUCUACCACGUAGAUUCUGUUGACGUUCUCCACUGACUGUAGCUCAGCUUAUGGCAUUAGCAUGAGUCGUCUGAAAUACCCAACCCUAUCUGGAUGUUACCUUUUAUCCCUUCUCCUACUGAAGAGCUGCUGGCUACUGUGUUCUAUCUUAACUAAGCCUGUUAUUUUGGCAAACUCCCCACAACCUCUGCAGGAAUAUGCCCACUCCAUACGCCUGGAUGGUGACAUUUAUCUGGGUGGCUUGUUCCCUGUCCAUGCCCGUGGAGAGAUGGGUGCACCCUGCGGGGAGCUAAAGAAAGAGAAGGGCAUCCACCGAUUGGAAGCGAUGCUGUUUGCCAUAGAUCUUAUCAACAAGGAUCCAGAGCUGCUGCCCAAUGUGACUCUUGGGGCACGCAUUCUGGACACAUGCUCACGGGACACCUACGCCUUGGAGCAAUCCCUCACCUUUGUCCAGGCACUCAUAGAGAAGGACGGCUCUAAUGUCCACUGUGCUAAUGGAGAACCGCCUAUCUUCACCAAGCCAGAUAAAGUGGUGGGUGUCAUUGGGGCAUCAGCUAGCUCCGUGUCCAUAAUGGUGGCCAACAUCCUGCGACUGUUUAAGAUACCUCAGAUCAGUUAUGCUUCUACCGCCCCAGAACUAAGUGACAGUAGUCGGUACGACUUCUUCUCUCGUGUGGUUCCGCCAGACACCUACCAGGCUCAGGCCAUGCUGGACAUUGUCACUGCCUUGGGCUGGAACUAUGUGUCCACACUGGCCUCUGAGGGAAACUACGGCGAGAGCGGAGUUGAGGCCUUUGUCCAGAUCUCCAGAGAGUCUGGUUCGGUUUGCAUUGCUCAGUCUCUGAAGAUUCCUCGGGAGCCAAGACUUCAAGAAUUUGACAGGAUUAUCAUUCGUCUGCUGGAGACUCCCAAUGCUCGUGCUGUUAUAAUGUUUACCAAUGAGGACGAUAUCAGGCGAAUUCUGGAGGCUGCAAAGCGGAACAACCUAACAGGACACUUCUUAUGGGUGGGCUCUGACAGCUGGGGAUCUAAAAUCUCUCCAGUCCUCCAGCAGGAGCAAGUUGCCGAAGGUGCCAUAACCAUCCUUCCAAGAAGAACCGCUGUAGAUGCAUUCGAUCGUCAUUUCAAGAGCCGCUCUCUGUCCAACAACCGCAGGAACAUCUGGUUUGCUGAGUUUUGGGAGGAAAAUUUUGGCUGCAAGCUGGGAAUGCAUGGCAAAAGACCUGGCAGUCCUAAAAAAUGUACAGGAAUGGAGAAAAUUGGCCGUGACUCUAUUUAUGAGCAAGAAGGUAAAGUGCAGUUUGUCAUGGACGCCGUCUAUGCAAUGGCCCACGCUCUUCACCAUAUGCACCUUGAGCUCUGCAGCGGAUAUCCUGGCCUGUGUCCACGCAUGGCCAACAUUGAUGGGAAGGAGCUCUUGGCUCACAUUCAUGCUGUCACUUUUAAUGGAAGUGGAGGAACUCCUGUGACCUUUAAUGAGAAAGGUGAUGCUCCUGGACGAUAUGACAUUUUCCAGUAUCAGAUCAACAACAGGUCCACAGCAGAUUACAGGGUCAUUGGACACUGGACUGAUCAACUUCAUCUGAAUAUGGAGGCCCUGCAGUGGGAUGCAAGUGAUUCUUCCCGACCAUCUUCAGUGUGUAGCAUGCCCUGCAGCCCUGGAGAGAGGAAGAAAGUGGUGAAGGGCAUGCCGUGCUGCUGGCACUGCGAGCACUGCGAGGGAUACCAUUUCCAAGCCAACGAGUUCACCUGCGAGCUCUGCCCUUACGAAAAGAGACCAAACCAAAACCGCACUAUGUGCCACCCUAUUCCUAUCAUUAAGAUAGAGUGGCAUUCACCGUGGGCUGUACUGGCAAUCUUAAUUUCAGUUCUUGGAAUAAUUGCUACAACUUUUGUUACUGUCAUCUUUGUCCGCUACAACGACACACCUAUUGUGCGUGCCUCAGGUCGAGAGAUGAGCUAUGUUUUACUAACAGGUAUCUUUUUGUGUUACAUUGUUACCUUUCCUAUGAUCGCUGCUCCUGAUGUUGUGGUCUGCUCCUUCCGACGCAUCUUACUGGGCCUUGGCAUGUGCUUCAGCUAUGCUGCUCUCUUUACCAAGACCAACCGCAUCCACCGCAUCUUCAGACAAGGAAAGAAAGCUGUCACACCGCCUCGCUUCAUCUCACCAGCUUCUCAAGUGGUCAUCACCUUCUCACUUAUCUCACUUCAGCUGCUGGGUGUCCUUGUGUGGUUUGCUACCAAUCCACCACACACCUUUGUGGAUUAUGGCGAGCAACGAACUCAAAACCCCGAAAAUGCGCGCGGUAUCCUCAAAUGCGACAUUUCUGACCUGUCACUGAUCUGUUCCUUGGGCUACAGCAUCCUUUUAAUGGUCACAUGCACUGUUUAUGCCAUCAAGACACGCAGUGUACCAGAAACCUUUAAUGAGGCUAAACCUAUUGGUUUCACCAUGUACACCACAUGCAUCAUCUGGCUUGCUUUUAUCCCGAUCUUCUUUGGCACUGCACAAUCAGAAGAAAGGAUGUACAUCCAGACAGCAACAUUGACCAUCUCCCUUGGUCUCAGCGCUUCUGUUUCUUUGGGAAUGCUCUAUAUGCCUAAAGUCUACACCAUUAUCUUCCACCCUGAGCAAAAUGUUCCAAAACGCAAGCGCAGCUUUAAGGCCAUCGUCACUGCUGCCACCUUGACCACCAAACUAUCGCAUCUGGCAGCAGAGCGGCCCAACGGUGAAAUGAAGACAGAACAGAGCCUGGGGAUGAAGCCCAGUGUGUCCCCACAAAAAACCACCUACGUCAGCUACAACAACCAAGCCGUGUGAGGAAGACAAUCCUAAACUUUUAGAAACCAGACUUCCAUUGGAGUCAAGUGGAUCCCAACACCUAACAAGAAAAGUAGAAGUUCUCAGGACUUUGAAACAUUUUGAGUAUUAUGAAAGACCGAGAACUAAAGCCCUCUCGUGCAUAUUGCGUUUAAUGCUUAAAGGCAGUCAAAAAAUCAAUAUUAAAGCAAACAAACAAAAAAAGAUCUCCAAAAUUGAAAGUUCUUGGGAUCAGCCAUAUUUUAGGUGUAUCAGUUGUUUUGGUUUUUCUUGUAUGGUUGUUGUGAAAUGUUUUUUUCACGUCAUCUGUUAAGAGAUAUCUUAAAGCUAUGGUUCAAUUGAAGCAUGCCUUUUUAUACAAUUAACUUAUUUGAAAUAAAGGAAUGUUUGGCUAA